AUGGAUAAACUUGUUGAUGCGCACUGUCAUAUCAUCACCGACCCAAACGAUACACUCGGUGGUGAUGAUGGAGCGUCCCAUGGUAUGUUGCGAUGCGUCAUGUCAUCAAACCCAUACGACUGGAACAAAUUGAAGAAAAUGGCUGGUAACAGCAGAAGGAAAGAUGGUUUAUGCGUUGGAUUUGGCGUUCAUCCUUGGUACAGUCACUUAUUUUAUGUGGGAGAUCGAUGCGACAAGGUUUCUCACUACCAAGAUGUAUUGGAAUAUAAGAACGAAGAACAGUUCGCCAGUUUGGUUCAGGUGCUUCCUGAUCCUCUAGAUCUUGAAGAGUAUAUAGAUAGAGAGUUUAAUGACACGUUAGUUAGUGUGAUUGGAGAGGUCGGUCUUGAUAAGCUCUUUAGACUUCCCGCGAAUGGCUUCUACAUGCAGAACGAGAAGGCCAGACUAACAACAGUGAAGGUCAAGCUAUCGCAUCAAGAAAUAGUUUUCAGGCGAUUUUGCCGGCUGGCAAGGCACACAAGCAAGUCCAUUUCUAUACACGAUGUAAAGUGCCAUGGGAAGCUAAACGAUAUCUGCAAUGAAGAACUCUUGCCAUAUCACUCUGUCAAGAUAUGUUUGCAUUCAUACACAGGGUCCAAGGAGACGCUUUUGGGUCAAUGGCUCAAGAAGUUUCCUUCGGAUCGUAUCUUCGUAAGCCUAUCCAAAUGGAUUAAUUUCAAGAACCCAGAAGAGGGAGAUGACCUGGUUAGGAGCUUGCCCCCAGCGUGCAUACUUACUGAAACCGACUACCCCAUUGACAACCCAGAUCCGUCAUACCAAAGGGCCCUCACAGAUCAGCUGCAGUAUUUGAAUGCACAAAUCGCACGAGCAUGGGACGGGAACCUGGAUGCCUCACAAACCGCUUUGCGUAUAUAUGAGAAUUUUUGGAAAUUUAUCAAGUGA
Molecule: messenger RNA, 942 nt
Organism: Saccharomyces paradoxus
Lineage: Eukaryota; Fungi; Ascomycota; Saccharomycetes; Saccharomycetales; Saccharomycetaceae
Product: putative endodeoxyribonuclease
Exons: 1
Coding region: 1-942 (313 amino acids)
Molecular function (GO): hydrolase activity, acting on ester bonds
Source: RefSeq, a predicted model, not a curated record